CAGUCCGGAAAUGAACGACACGCCUGGAAAAAGCGGGAAAAGUGGAAACCGACCCCCAGGACGCCGUAUUGCAUAACCACCUCGUAUGCUGGUCCACGACGGUUCUCCCAGCGUUCUUCCGGCAGGCGACGGCAAGUCAAAGGCCGUCCUACUUUCUCGUCCCGCCGUGUGUGGGUAAGGCAUCCAGGCGCCUAGAAAUACGGGCAAGGCCUUGCCCCUCGCUAGCGGUGUAAGAAAGGGAGAGAGAGAUAUUACUCUGUCGUUGUCCGGAUUUGGAGAGAGUGUGUGAGAGGGAGAUAAAGAGGCAACGAGUCGAAACGUGUUGCCGGGAAUUCGCGAGUUUUUCUUGGUUUCGGGAUCUUCUCUGUUACACGUCUUCCUUCUGUCAUUUGUUUCGGGGUUGUUUUUUUAUCUCAUACACCAAGGUUUUUUGUUCCCUGUCUUUUGUUUUUCCUUCCUUUCCUAGUUCCGAGUUGGUCUAGAGUCGUCGGUUUACGGUGUCGACGAUAGGAUCGGCGCGUGUAUAUCGUGGUUUGGUUUACGAGAGGUAAGGACGAGAAUAACUUUGGAAUUCGUCGGCUAGGUUUUACUUUGCGUUGUUCUCAUUGCACUCUGGUUACGACGAGCAAGGAAACGGGUUUUCUGGCUGAGAUGCAGUGCUUGUGCUUCAUUGGAUCGCUUCCGCGUUGAGUGUCUCGGUUUCGACUCUUGAUCUCCCGGUCAGAAGUUCGAUUUUUAUAGCGUUUUCGAAUUAAGGAGGAGGACAUCGGGAUUAAACUUGAUUUCUGGCUGGUGGUUUUCUGGUUCGCUGAGUGAGAUCCGGGCGGUCUGGGGGAUUAUCGCGUUCCCUUUGCAUGAUAGGGCGACCGAAAGUCAAGUUGCGAAAGUCGCAGGCUUGGGAUUUGGACGGCGAUGGAGCAGAAACGCAUUCUCAUGUCCGCUUUGGGCGUCGGAAUCGGAGUUGGUGUGGGUCUGGGUCUGGCGUCCGGACCGAAGGUAGGGAAGUGGACGUCGUCGUCCUCGGCCACCAACUCUGAGCGGAUUGAGCAGGAGUUGCAUCGGCAGAUUGUUGACGGGAAAGAAAGCAACGUCACGUUCGAUGAGUUCCCCUACUUUCUCAAUGAGCAGACCAGGGUAUUGUUGACAAGUGCCGCAUACGUUCAUCUAAAACAAGCUGAUUUUUCCAAACAUACCAGAAAUCUUUCUCCCGCAAGUCGGGCCAUUUUGCUGUCCGGCCCUGCCGAACUUUAUCAACAAAUGCUUGCGAAGGCUUUAGCUCAUUAUUUUGAGGCCAAGCUCUUGCUACUUGACGCAACUGACUUUUCACUUAAGCUGCAGAACAAAUAUGGCAACCGCAACGGUGGUAUUGGCAGUGACAGUAGCAGUGAUUCGUUGAAGCGGUCAAUCUCUGAGGUAACGUUGGGAAGAAUGUCAAGCUUCUUGAGUUCCUUUUCCCUCGUCCCACCACGUGAGGAGCUUAAAGGCACCUUACGGCGACAGAGUAGUGGGAUGGAUUUGCGGUCAAGAGGUUCUGAAGGCAUGCAAACUGGUGUAAAGCUUCGAAGAAAUGCCUCAGCUGCUGCAGAUAUCAGUAGCCUUGCAAGCCAGGGUACUCCAGUAAAUACAGUCCCUCUCAGGCGUGCUACCAGUUGGGCGUUUGAUGAGAAAGUUUUUGUUCAGUCCCUUUACAAGGUUUUAGUUACGGUUUCAAAAACAAGACCUAUUGUUCUUUACAUUAGAGAUAUUGAGAAUCUUCUGUUUAGGUCCCAGAGGGUCUAUUCCUUAUUCCAGAGAAUGUUGAAGAAGCUCUCAGGACCUGUUCUUAUUCUUGGCUCACGAACAUUGGAACCUGGUAAUGAUUAUGGAGAAGUGGAUGAGAAGUUAUCUCUGUUGUUUCCUUACAACAUUGAGAUUAAACCACCUGAAGAUGAGAACCAUUUAGUUAGCUGGAAGACACAAUUGGAAGAAGACAUGAGGAUGAUCCAGUUUCAAGAUAACAGGAAUCACAUUACAGAGGUUCUAGCUGCAAAUGAUCUUGAUUGUGACGAUCUCGCUUCUAUCUGCCUUGCAGACACAAUGAUUCUAAGCAAGUACAUAGAAGAAAUAGUAGUAUCUGCAGUUUCUUAUCAUCUAAUGAAUAACAAGGAUCCUGAAUACAAAAAUGGGAAGCUUGUUAUCUCAUCCAAAAGUUUGGCACAUGGACUGAGCAUUUUUCAAGAAAGCAAGCAUGGUGGCAGGGACACUCUGAAAUUGGAAGCAAAUACUGAUGCACCUAAGGCGAAUGCGGUGGAUGACCUAGGAGAUUGUGUGAAGCCUGAAACAAAAAGUGAAGCAUCGGCACCUGAGAACAAGAACGACAUAGAGAAGUCAGCUGCAGCUGCAAAGAAUGAUGGGGGCAAUUUAGCUGCUCCACCUAAGGAAGUUCCACCUGAUAAUGAGUUUGAGAAGCGCAUCAGACCAGAAGUUAUCCCUGCAAGUGAAAUUGGAGUGACAUUUGCAGAUAUAGGUGGCAUUGAAGAGAUAAAGGAGUCAAUUCAGGAGCUAGUCAUGCUUCCACUUCGAAGGCCAGAUCUUUUCAAAGGAGGGUUGUUAAAGCCUUGCAGGGGUAUAUUAUUGUUUGGACCACCUGGGACUGGAAAAACCAUGCUUGCCAAGGCAAUAGCAAAAGAAGCCGGAGCCAGCUUCAUCAACGUUUCAAUGUCCACUAUCACUUCAAAGUGGUUUGGUGAAGAUGAGAAAAAUGUCAGAGCUCUGUUUACUCUCGCUGCAAAGGUUUCGCCCACCAUUAUAUUUGUGGAUGAGGUUGACAGCAUGCUUGGGCAGAGGUCCAGGGUUGGUGAGCAUGAAGCCAUGCGCAAAAUCAAGAAUGAGUUCAUGACCCACUGGGAUGGACUUUUGUCAAAAUCAGGUGAACGGAUCCUUGUUCUUGCUGCAACCAACCGGCCUUUUGACCUCGAUGAGGCAAUCAUUCGACGUUUUGAACGCAGAAUUAUGGUGAGUUUACCAUCUGCAGAAAACAGGGAAAAGAUCCUGAGGACUCUUUUAUCCAAAGAGAAAGCAGAUGAACUUGACUUUACGGAGCUUGCUGGCAUGACCGAUGGAUACAGCGGCAGUGAUCUGAAGAAUUUAUGCACAACUGCGGCAUAUAGGCCUGUAAGGGAGUUAAUACAGCAGGAAAUAGAGAAGGAGCGAAAGAAAAAGGCAGAAGGAAUCAAGGCAGAGGAAGAAGCUGAUACAUGUGAAGAGAACAAGGAAGAACCAGCAACUCUCCGCCCAUUAACAAUGGAAGACAUGAGGCUUGCUAAAAAUCAGGUGGCAGCAAGCUUUGCAGCUGAGGGGUCUAUUAUGAAUGAUUUAAAGCAGUGGAAUGAUUUAUAUGGGGAGGGCGGUUCAAGGAAGAAACAGCAGCUAUCAUAUUUCCUGUAAUACGGAUGCAAAUUAAGUUGGCAUUUGCUUUGCUCUUGGGGAAACUGACCUCAAAAAGGUGCCUUAUGAAGAGAUGACUUUUCAAAAGAUGCCAAAAUCUACACAGGAUGUGCAAGUGUCUCUUUUGAGGAUUUGUUUUUAGUACCGAUUCCUCUUCUUAGAGUGUGAGAUAGAAGAAAAUCUCGAUAUCAGAUUUAUUUUCCUGCUUCAGGUUUUGCUUUUGUAUGUAUUAUGCAUAGGAUGGCGCUUCCUGCCUCUUGGGCCUUGGUUUAUGGAUGCUUGAGUAUUACCUAGUAACAAGAAUAUUCGAGCCACCACUAUCAUGUGACAUUUAACAAUGUUGUCACAGCUCCAUUUUGUUUACAUCAAUAACCAAGUGUCUAAUUUUUUGUU
Nymphaea colorata (pocket water lily) is the source of this 3819-nucleotide messenger RNA. RefSeq lists its product as uncharacterized. The transcript has 16 exons. Gene Ontology annotation, cellular component: mitochondrial outer membrane. Gene Ontology annotation, molecular function: ATP hydrolysis activity; ATP binding. The coding region runs from base 913 to 3426 and encodes 837 amino acids. Lineage: Eukaryota; Viridiplantae; Streptophyta; Magnoliopsida; Nymphaeales; Nymphaeaceae. The record is from RefSeq and is a predicted model, not a curated record.